GGAGUGCCAGCAGCCUUCAGGCUUGUGGGUGCAGCUGGUCUUUGGACUGAUCCGAAGGGUCCUCUUUGCCCAGAUGAAGGGAUGAAGUAGGGCUAGGAGAGAAGCAGGUGCUUUUCCAGUGCACCUCCAGUUUGGAGCGGGCAGCACUGCCUUACCGGAACGAGGAUGCUAUUUUUAAGAGGGCGGAGAGAGAGUUGUGUUUCAUCAUGGAAAAUUUGAGUGUCUCAGUGGGCAGCUUGCUGGCUGGCUCAUCUUAGGAGUUCUGAAGCCCAAGGACUGAGCUGGCUGGGCAUUGUCGCCUUUACCCCAGCAGAAGAGGGGAGGAGGCGGGCCCUCGCCCACCAGCAAUUAUGUGUUGUGAAUGGCUGAGAUGCUGUGGUGGAGGGGAGCCCAGGCCCCGCACUGUCUGGUUGGGGCAUCCGGAGAAGAGGGAUCAAAGGUACCCUCGAAAUGUCAUCAACAAUCAGAAGUACAACUUCUUCACCUUUCUCCCUGGGGUGCUAUUUAACCAGUUUAAAUACUUCUUCAACCUCUACUUCUUACUGCUUGCCUGCUCCCAGUUUGUUCCUGAAAUGAGACUUGGAGCCCUCUAUACCUACUGGGUCCCCCUGGGCUUUGUGCUGACCGUCACCAUUAUCCGUGAGGCUGUGGAGGAGAUACGCUGCUACAUGCGUGACAAGGAGGUCAACUCACAUGUCUACAGCCGGCUAACAGCACGAGGGACAGUAAAGGUGAAGAGCUCCAGCAUCCAGGUGGGAGAUCUCAUCAUUGUUGAGAAGAACCAGCGUGUCCCUGCUGACAUGAUCUUCCUGAGGACGUCGGAAAAAAAUGGCUCUUGUUUCCUGCGGACAGACCAGCUGGAUGGGGAGACAGACUGGAAGCUGAGACUCCCCGUGGCCUGCACACAGAGGCUCCCCACUGCCGCUGACCUUCUUCAGAUCCGCUCAUAUAUCUAUGCUGAAGAGCCAAAUAUUGACAUCCACAACUUUGUGGGGACUUUCACCCGAGAGGACAGUGACCCUCCAAUCAGUGAGAGCCUGAGCAUCGAGAACGCUCUCUGGGCGGGCACUGUCAUUGCAUCCGGGACAGUGGUGGGAGUCGUGCUUUACACUGGCAGAGAGCUCAGGAGUGUUAUGAACACUUCCAACCCGCGGAGCAAGAUCGGCCUCUUUGACCUGGAAGUGAACUGCCUCACAAAGAUCCUCUUUGGUGCACUGGUGGUGGUGUCGCUGGUCAUGGUGGCCCUCCAGCAUUUCGCUGGCCGCUGGUACCUGCAGAUCAUCCGCUUCCUCCUCUUAUUCUCCAACAUCAUUCCCAUCAGCCUGCGCGUAAACCUGGACAUGGGCAAGAUUGUGUACAGCUGGAUGAUUCGCCGGGAUUCCAAAAUCCCCGCCACUGUCGUGCGCUCCAGCACCAUUCCCGAGCAGCUGGGCAGGAUCUCCUACCUGCUCACAGACAAGACAGGAACCCUCACCCAGAAUGAGAUGGUUUUCAAACGGCUCCACCUGGGCACUGUAGCCUACGGCCUGGACUCCAUGGAUGAAGUUCAAAGCCACAUAUUCAGCAUUUACACACAGCAGUCCCAGGACCCUCCUGCUCAGAAGGGCCCCACCAUCACCACCAAGGUCCGGCGCACUAUGAGCAGCCGUGUGCAUGAGGCUGUGAAGGCCAUCGCGCUCUGCCACAACGUCACCCCUGUUUAUGAGUCUAAUGGCGUCACCGACCAGGCCGAGGCUGAAAAGCAGUAUGAAGACUCGUGCCGCGUGUACCAGGCAUCCAGCCCCGAUGAGGUGGCCCUGGUGCAGUGGACUGAGAGCGUGGGCCUGACCCUGGUGGGCAGGGACCAGUCAUCUGUGCAGCUGAGGACCCCUGGCGACCAGAUCUUGAACUUCACCAUCCUGCAGAUCUUCCCAUUCACCUAUGAGAGCAAACGGAUGGGCAUUAUUGUGCGGGACGAAAGCACGGGUGAGAUCACCUUCUACAUGAAGGGUGCAGACGUGGUCAUGGCUGGCAUCGUACAGUACAAUGACUGGCUGGAGGAGGAGUGUGGGAACAUGGCCCGAGAGGGACUGAGGGUGCUUGUGGUGGCCAAGAAGUCACUGGCUGAGGAGCAGUAUCAGGACUUUGAAGCUCGCUAUGUCCAGGCCAAGCUGAGCGUGCAUGACCGCUCCCUCAAAGUGGCCACGGUCAUUGAGAGUCUAGAGAUGGAGAUGGAGCUGCUGUGCCUGACCGGGGUGGAGGAUCAGCUACAGGCAGACGUGCGGCCUACGCUGGAGACCCUGAGGAAUGCCGGCAUCAAGGUUUGGAUGCUAACAGGAGACAAGCUGGAGACAGCGACCUGCACAGCCAAGAACGCACACCUGGUGACCAGGAGCCAGGACAUCCACAUCUUCCGGCUGGUGACUAACCGUGGAGAAGCACACCUGGAGCUGAAUGCUUUCCGGCGGAAACAUGACUGUGCCCUGGUCAUCUCGGGGGACUCCCUAGAGGUCUGCCUCAAGUACUAUGAGUAUGAGUUCAUGGAGCUGGCAUGCCAGUGUCCAGCCGUGGUCUGCUGCCGCUGUGCACCCACCCAGAAGGCCCAGAUUGUGCGCCUGUUGCAGGAGCGCACUGGCAAGCUCACCUGUGCUGUGGGUGAUGGAGGCAAUGAUGUCAGCAUGAUCCAGGAGGCAGAUUGUGGCGUAGGUGUGGAGGGGAAGGAGGGAAAACAGGCCUCCCUGGCCGCAGACUUCUCCAUCACACAGUUCAAGCAUCUCGGUCGCUUGCUUAUGGUCCAUGGGCGGAACAGCUACAAGCGCUCGGCUGCCCUCAGCCAGUUCGUCAUUCACCGGAGCCUCUGUAUCAGCACCAUGCAGGCCGUCUUCUCCUCCGUGUUCUACUUUGCCUCAGUCCCCCUCUAUCAAGGCUUCCUCAUCAUUGGGUACUCCACCGUCUACACCAUGUUCCCCGUCUUCUCCCUGGUGCUGGACAAGGAUGUGAAGUCAGAGGUGGCUAUGCUGUAUCCUGAGCUCUACAAGGAUCUCCUUAAGGGGCGCCCACUGUCCUAUAAGACCUUCUUAAUCUGGGUAUUGAUCAGCAUCUACCAAGGGAGCACCAUCAUGUACGGGGCGCUGCUGCUGUUCGAGUCGGAGUUCGUGCACAUAGUAGCCAUCUCCUUCACGGCACUCAUCCUCACAGAGCUGCUCAUGGUGGCUCUCACCAUCCAGACGUGGCACUGGCUCAUGACGGUGGCAGAGCUGCUCAGCCUGGCCUGCUACAUCGCCUCACUGGUGUUUCUGCACGAGUUCAUUGACAUGUACUUCAUCGUCACCCUGUCCUUCCUAUGGAAAGUGUCCGUGAUCACGCUGGUCAGCUGUCUCCCCCUCUACGCCCUCAAGUACCUGCGCAGACGGUUCUCUCCCCCCAGCUACUCCAAGCUCACGUCCUAGGUGCAGGGGUGCACGGCCCGGGGACCUCGUCUCUGUGCUUUUCUGAUGGACAAUUUCGAGUUCUGUUUCUCACUGAUUGCACCCAGGGGUCCCAGUCUACACGCCACACCCAGCUGGGACCCAGGAUGGCCACACCACAAGGACAUCUGCCCGGGGGUCUGUGGCCUGUGUACACCUCUCAGAGGCUCUGGUUUGAGCCAGUGUGACUGUCUCCCCAGGAUGGGGCUCACAGUGAGAUUGUCCUGGCCAGCCUGAUGGUGUCAUCAGUGAUACGUGUCUGUGGCACUAAGGGCCAUGGCAGCCUGUGGUGACUCGUCUUUCUUUCUGUAACAGUCCUGAUAUGUGUGCUCUCGUCCUUCUCACUUUCCACAGCUGGCUCCAGGAAGCAGACACUGGGGUAGGCUCUGGAGAUGGGUAUCCCUGUUUGGAAGUGCUCAGUGUCCUCUCUGAGCAGGACAGUCACUGUUGUACUGGGGCCAUGGCCCAGGUCCGCUGCCUGGGCUGCCACCAGCUCAGCACCAAUGCGGAGGUGGAGCCCACAGAACUCAAACCUCAUAAGGUGACAAGGCAGUGUCUGCACAGGAAACAGGUGCCAGAGAGCCCCCCCCCCCGCAUGUUAGGGGGCACAGUAAUUGGGGGAUCUAUAGGCAAAUGAAGGAAAGAGGGAAGGAUUUAUGACUGGUACAGAGGUGUAUUUCUUGGUGGGAGGAAUUCAGGACACAAAAGGAGAACA
Messenger RNA from Suncus etruscus (white-toothed pygmy shrew), 4161 nucleotides. It is a transcript of the gene ATP9A, whose product is annotated as ATPase phospholipid transporting 9A (putative). Gene Ontology annotation, molecular function: ATP binding; ATPase-coupled intramembrane lipid carrier activity; magnesium ion binding. Gene Ontology annotation, biological process: phospholipid translocation; endocytosis; retrograde vesicle-mediated transport, Golgi to endoplasmic reticulum. The record is from RefSeq and is a predicted model, not a curated record. Gene Ontology annotation, cellular component: endosome; plasma membrane; trans-Golgi network. NCBI's taxonomy places the organism in Eukaryota, Metazoa, Chordata, Mammalia, Eulipotyphla, Soricidae. The coding region runs from base 351 to 3428 and encodes 1025 amino acids. The transcript is spliced from 28 exons.